Messenger RNA from Helobdella robusta, 2195 nucleotides. RefSeq lists its product as hypothetical. The record is from RefSeq and is a predicted model, not a curated record. The transcript has 6 exons. The coding region runs from base 453 to 2195 and encodes 580 amino acids. NCBI's taxonomy places the organism in Eukaryota, Metazoa, Annelida, Clitellata, Rhynchobdellida, Glossiphoniidae.
GACAUUUUCAACGAAAAACCAUGUUAUUACUAUCAUUUUCAUAUUAUUAUUAUUAUUUCGUUAUUAUUAUUAUUUCAUAAUUUAUUUCGUAUCUACGUCAAUUUAAUUGUAAAUAUUUAUUUUUCAUUCUUUAAACAUAUUUGUGUGAUGCUAUUGGCGAUAACCGAGUUGAGUUUAUUGUUGUUGAAAUGAUUGUUUUAAGUUUCACGGAUUGUUAUCAUUGGAGAUAAAGCUACGUUCUUGAGAAACAUAUACGCUACAUGUUACUUUCAACAAUAUUUUCUCCAUAGGAUAUCAGGUUAAUGUUGUUACUUAUGCAUUAACUCCACGUGUUGCUAAAUGAAUGUUUGUGGUUGAAUGGGAUAUAUGGUUACUAUGUUUGGUUGGUGUUUUGGGAUGAUUUUUUUGUCGCUGAAAUUUUUGUCGACCUGAUCGCUACUGCAGCAGCGGAUAUGUUCCUGAGGAGGAUGCUGAUGAAACCGGCCGGUGAACUCUCACUGAAAGAAAUAUUUGUUUGCUUCUUCUUGCUGGUCCUCGCUUUCAACAUCCUCAUCUACUUCACCCGCUAUCAAUCAAGUCAGUCACUGUGGAGCGUUAAAUAUGGAUUCAACUCUCAACUGACCACCCAACUGACCAAUCCACUGAGUGAAGAAGAAAAGCAGGCACUACUCAACAACAACAAACUCAACCCGCUUGCAAAUAACCUACUACCAACAACCACGCCCCAGUACCAAACCACGACAUUCCAAAUAGAAGAGAAACGGCGUUCUAGACCGAUCCCUCCCGAAUCUCCGUGCAAGAGACCAAAGCAUGGUCGGCUGAGAGAUGAUGGCAGGUGGUUCGAUUUCGGAGCACGCGGCAUGUUCCUCUUCGCCUACACGGCAUUUUUCGACGAUCGAGAGUCUCUGCAGAGCGAUCCAGUCAUCAGGGUCAUAGCCAUGUCGACCAUCAUCGAAAACAUGGCCCACCAGCCCAACCUCAUCUGCAGAUUUUAUUACCCACUCGAUCAGAACGGAAAUUUAAAAAGCAGAGAUUCCGAGGAUGAUGACGAAAGCGGAAGUAAACACAACCAUCAGGAUGCCUUCAUCGACGUGCAAGUCGAGAAAAAUCCCAUCAGAAAAAUGGGGAUGGGCUGGCAGUUGAAUUAUAAAUUGGUUCGUGAAUAUUUAUUCACCUGCCCUCUACCGACAGUCGAACAACUUUUAGAGCUGCCCAACGUGAACGGUUCGUUGAUUGCCGAGGUGGAAGAUCUCAUCCCAAGCUGGCUAACGUUAUUGGCAGGCAGCGAGGAGGCUGAAAAAGUGGCGUCCUGCAUGCCUAUCGAAGUACCAGAGAAGCCGAAAGUCCAGAAAGAAUUCGCGCUCUGCGUGCAGAUUGGAUACGGCGCCAUAGACCCAGUACAUCUGGUAGAAUGGAUGGAACUGCAGAAGAUACUGGGUGUCGAUGUCAUUGGCUUUUAUGACAUGGAAAUUGACGAGCCCGCGAUGGCUGUACUGAAGCACUAUGCCGAGGAAGGUCUGGUCGACUUGAGGAGGUCUGACUACAUUCCGAACGGGCCUCAACAAUAUAUGCUCCAUGGAUCACCGGUUAUAAACGAUUGUAUGUAUAGACACAUGUUUACUCAUCGUUACCUACUGGUAUACGAUGUAGAUGAAGUUAUACUGCCCUUAAAGAAAACAAGCACCUCUCAAACCCUCAACAACUUCAGUAGUUUAGUGCAGAUGAUUAAGGAGAAACACGGCAACGACCCACGUCUCUACCUCUUCAGGAAUCAUUAUUUCUUCACUGACCUGCCACCUGACCAGAGGGAACUAUCAGAGUUUACAUUCUUAAAAUAUCGACAAAGUGUACCGGUUUCUGUUUUCGGCUACUCAACGAAGAGCCUAACAGAUCCACAGACGUGCGUCGUAAUGCACAACCACUUUUGCUGGAGUUACACUAAGAAGUACGAGACAAUGAAAAUGUUGGACGUUGACAUGACGUUGGCAGUCAAUCAACAUUACAAAAAAUGUCAUCUGCCUACGAGCGAGUGUACAGGGCUUCUGAAACAGGCAAGCGAAAAUAAAGCAAUUGUGCCCUAUCGAGACGAGUUGAUUACAAAUGUUCAUAGAACGGUUACAAUUAUUCGACAGAAAGUUAAGGAUUUAGAAAACGAUGAUCCUUUCAAAGGACAUUUUAAAGAAAUUGUUUUGUGA